Molecule: messenger RNA, 804 nt
Organism: Encephalitozoon intestinalis ATCC 50506
Lineage: Eukaryota; Fungi; Microsporidia; Unikaryonidae
Exons: 1
Coding region: 1-804 (267 amino acids)
Source: RefSeq, a predicted model, not a curated record
AUGAUCAGAAAGGCCUCAUUCAACGGGGGCAUCUUGCAUAUGGAAUUUUCGGAAUCCGACUUGCUCAUGUGCAUUGGAAAUACACUCCAUAUCCUUAACAUGAACGGAUUAAUAAGAGAAGAUGUACUCCUUCCUUCCAAUGAAGUAAAAGAAAUACUUAAAUUUAAGGACAUUGUAUUUCUUGAAAUCGAGACCUACGGGCACUACUACUUCAAAAUAGACAACCCGAUACUUGUAAAAAUAGAGUGCAGAAUAGAGAAGAUCCAUGUGGGCAACAACGUGAUUUUUUCUCAUGGUUGUGGUAUAUCUUUUCUCGAUAUCCAGACCUUUCAACCCUGGCAUAUUGUAACUAUGCCCAGUAAGAUAGUAGACUUUGCAGAGGUUGGGUCCGAUAUAUAUGUUCUGGUUGAAGAUCAUCUGUGUCUCGUUCAAUACUUGGCCCGGAAUAGGAAAGAAGUGUCUAUAAAGUCUAUCGGGUUUCUAAGCCAUUUGAAAUUUGUUUCUGCAACUUCCAACAAACUUGAUCUUCUAAUUCUUGAGAGCAACUAUGAAUUGAUUCUCUACAGAGGAGAAACAUUGAAGUCAAUAAGAAAGGGAAAAAAUUAUAGAGGAUUCAAGAUAUUCAAUACAAUACUUAUAUUUCUACUAUCAGAUGGGAUAGAGAUGUACUCCUUGAACUCCCACAGAACACUUGUGAAGUUGUAUUUUCCUCCAAAGGCAAUCGCAUAUGAUUCCCAUAGGAAGAUACUUUGGCUGUAUUCAGACUUUCUGUACGAGGUAGAUGUUUCAAAACUUGCUAUUUAA